AUGAAAUACACUAAACAAGAAUGGUACACGCCGGCCGAGGUAGCCGUUCACAAUAAGGCGACAGACUGUUGGGUUUCCAUCAACGGAAAGGUCUUGGACUUAACUUCCUGGUUGCAGGAUGAGUUCAGAGUCUGCAAGUGCAUUAAGGCAUGCUCGUGUAAAAUCAAGAACUGGUACUGCGAAGAUGAUUGCGUGGAAACCUGCCCUUGCUUCAAGCGAGGGUUCCCGUAUUGUGACAGAAAGAGGCGAGCAAUGACGAUCCUAGCUUACGCCGGAAAGGAUCUGAGCCACUGGUUUAAAGGAGAUGAAUGGAUUCAGUACACCCACCCGAUUGUGGGCUGUACAACGGCUUACCAGCGCCACGGUCACAGCCACCAGCAGCCGGUUGUACCGUCGACACGCUGGCGUCCCCUCACCAAGCCAUGGUGGCAAGACGAAAGCCUUGUAGUCGGAAAAGUUACGGCCAAAACUAGACCGAUACGGAUCACUAACUCUUUGACUGGUUCUACAGUGACCCUUGAGGUUUGCUCGGAGGAAACAAUCUAUCAGAUAAUGAUGCGUUAUCUCCGUCACAACUCUCACAUGAUGUCUUACACUUGGCGUUACCUCGGACGAUCCAUAAAAUACAACAAAACUUUAUCCGAGAACGGCAUACCAGACGAAAGGGAGAAAUUUAGUAACGUGGCUCUGCCUGAAAACUUUUAUAUUCCUGCCCUUAUGAUUUACUAUGACGAUGAUUUAACUGAAGAUCCUCCGAAAGACUUCUUUAGAAAUGAACGUCAUGACGAAAACUGUAAAUGCAAAGAUAAAGAUUGCUCACAAGCGUUUGAGCUGUGCAAUCAGUGAUGUGAAUAAUGUGAACACAUCGGAACGUAGCGACUGUUUUCAUUUAUACUUCUAUUUUUCAGUGUUUAUUGACAUAGUUCGUUUAACUUAAAAAAUGUCAUUUUUCUGGAUUUUUACAAUUAUUGAUGAUUAUUAAAAAUUACCUUUUUACUUUUUUUUAAUGCAUUGGAUGAAUUAUAAUUUCAAAACUGAGAAAUGUUUGAGUGAAGUGUACUACUUUCCACUCACUUGCUUUGUCUUGACAUUUGUAACUCACAAAUUAAUUAUGAUUUAAGGUAUAUAGGUUUUUACACAUA
Messenger RNA from Bombyx mori (domestic silkworm), 1142 nucleotides. RefSeq names its product cytochrome b5 domain-containing protein 1. The transcript has 4 exons. The coding region runs from base 1 to 846 and encodes 281 amino acids. The record is from RefSeq and is a predicted model, not a curated record. Gene Ontology annotation, molecular function: protein binding. NCBI's taxonomy places the organism in Eukaryota, Metazoa, Arthropoda, Insecta, Lepidoptera, Bombycidae.